AUGAGCGGCUCUGUUACUGCAGGUGCAGGUCAGAAUUUCAUCGCUCCUCAUCCAUCCUCGCAGCUUGCCGCUUCGCCAAGCCCGGCCGCUCAUCACAUCGAUCAACUCGCCGCCGCCAACGCUGGCGCACCACGUGGACCCGUCAACGCGUGGGGCUGGCCUUCUGGUUUCAAUCAACCCUCCCCUGCCUCCAACGUACCUGGGUCCAGUCGGCCCUCGUCCUUCUCCGCCGCUCCGCUAGCUUCUCCUGCCCUUGCGUCGGCAACCAUGUUCACCCCGCAAACGCAGCAGCUCAAUCACCAGCUUCAGCAUCAGCCACACCAGCCGUCACAGCUGCAAAUCCACCAUCCGCAGCACCCUCAGCAUCCGCAACAGAUCCAUCUUCAGCAGCAGCAGCAGCAGCAGCAGCAUAACCAGCAGCACGUCCAACAGCCUCAACACCUGCAGCACCAUCUUGGCGGACAGCAACAGCAGCAGCAACAGCAGCAGCAGCAGCAGCAACAACAACAACAACACUCGCACUUGCAGCUUCAACAACAGCAACAACAGCAGCAACAGCAGCUACAGCAGCAGCAAGGCCAACAAAGCGUCCCGCAACCCAAUCAGGCCAAGGUUACUGUUUACCCUCCCCAGCCCUACGGCAACCCACCCGCUUUUACGGCUCUAAGCCACUCCUCCUCUCCCAACAGCACCGCCAAGCCAAACACGCCCAACAGCCACUCGGUAAUGAUGAGCAAGAAGCGCACUGCCAGCAAAAGUCCCGACUUUGAGAGCAAGGACAAGCGAUCGCGCCCCGAGGAUGGCGUCUCAGCUGACAACAAAGGCGCCGAAGCCAACCUCAGCCACUCGGCCUCCGCCUCGGAUGGUCGCGUAUGGGGAGAAGAAGCCACCAAGCUCGACGUCUACGUCUGGGACUACCUCAGCCGCAGAGGCUUCAACUCGGCGGCCAAAGCGCUCAUGAACGAGGCUGGUAUGACAGAACCACCAGAGGUACCACUUCGGACACCGCAGGGCUUGCUUUUCGAGUACUGGGCCAUCUUUUGGGACGUCUUUGCCGCGCGUUCUGGUCGCGGAGGAACUGAGGCUGCUGCCUACUACGAGUACCAAGAGUCACGCAACAUGCAACGCCUCGCCGAAGCCACGCGCAAGACCGAGGCUCUCGAAGCUCAGUAUCAACCACCUGAGAAUGGUUCGCGCUUCCCAAACAUUGUCGUUUCGGGACUCAACGCUGACCCGAAUUCUGCGGGCGGCGUGGCAGCAGCAGCAGCUGCUGUUGGUCCCAAUGGGCGCGCAGCGGCUCCGGGAGCAUGGAACCCGGCGGCGCUUCCACAAGCACAACAGCAGCAGUUGCUCAUCACAGCCGCUCAACGACAGAAUAUUCCGCUACACGAAAUCAAGAAUCUCACUCCGGCUUCGCGGAUGGCUUUGAUCAACUCGAUGAACCCAAACAACCCAGGCAAUGCCCAGGCCGUGCGGCCUGGAAUGAGCAACCAGCUCAUGGAACAGCAGCUCCAGGCCCGUCUGCAGCAGCAGCAGGCGCUUCACCGCAUGAUGCAACAGCAACGCCAGGGCAUCCCGGGCGCGGCGCCUAUGCCCAACGCAAUGCAGGUGCGACCGCCCAUGGGUCCUCAGCAAAUGCCGGGCGCGGGCGGGUCACCAGCUCCUCCCACACCGGGCGGCGGCAUGGACGGUCGACGCUCUGUCGGGCCAGGCGCCGAAGGGAAUCGACUCGAACACAUGCCUGGUCCACCGGGCGUCUUGGCCGCUGGCACUCCCCAAUCUCAACCGCAACAGCCGCCGACUCCCGGUGGAUCGCAGCCUCAACCCCAGCCGCAGCAGCAACAACAGCAGCCUGGAGGUCCACCACAACCAGGCCAAGGACCGCAGCAACAACAUCCACAGCUGAACCCGCAUCAGCAGCAGAUGGUGAUGAAUCAGUUCCAAAGCGUCCAGGCUGCCAUGCGCGAAGAAUGGAUGAAAGCACAGAACGCGCCCAACCAGACCACCGCCGCCGAGUUCUACGCCAACGUCCAAGCAUAUCAGGCCAAGGCGCAAGGGCUACAGAACCUUUUGCGCGCCCAGGCCAACUACCAGGGUGGCGCUGGAGCUGCAGCGCAGGGCAACGGAAUGCAGCCCGGCAUGCCCGGUCAACCAGGUCCUUCACCGCAAGUGAGGCCUCCUGCGAUGGGCGGUCCCGGUAUGCCAGGCCCUGCAGCAUCCGGCAGCCCUGCUAGUAUGACCAACAUGACGCCUCAACAACGAGCCGCGCAGAUCGCAAACGCACAAGCCGCCGCCGGCCGUAUCACCCCGCUCAUGGCAACGCAUGAUCCCGGUCUCAUGGCGAGCAUGAUGGGACCUGGAGGCAUGCCCAACGGCAAUGUGGCCCGGCCCAGUCCGCAGCAUGCCCAGGGCGGACCAGGUCAGCAGUCGCAGCAGCCGCAGCAGCAGCAGCAGCAGCAGCAGCAGCAGCAGCAGCAGCAGAUGCAACAGCCUGGUCAACAAGGUCCACCAGGUUCCUUCCAGCAGCCUCAGCAGCCUCAGCAACAGAUGCAAGGCCCCGCGCGGCCUCCUUCCGCGCAGGGUGGGGUGGAGGACCCCCACACGAGCCACUUUUCGUCGGUGCAGAUGGGCUCGUCGCCGGCCAACAUGCAGCGUCCUGGUAUGCAAAGGGUGGCUUCGCAACUUGGCAACAGCUCUGGAGGUAUGGGUCCACCAGGCUCUGCUUCGAUUUCGUCGUCGUCACCGCGCAUCGGUGCUACCAGCCUGCAACAGCAGCAGUCCGGCAACAACAAUGCCAACCACGUGCAAGGUCAAGCAGAGUCACCGGCUGCGUCCAAUGUACCCAAUACACCCAAGCUUGGCUCUGCAGAAAAGGGCAAGAAGGGCAACGCUCGUCAGCGAAAGAACUCGAAAGCGACCACUAAGACGCCCGUGCUUACUGCAGCCUCGGUGCCCGGCUCCGGCUCUGGUUCCGCCUCCUCCGCACCUGCGGGUAGCAACGGUGCUGCUGGGCCGACGACGCCUGCUGCAACCAACGAUGCUACGCCCGCGAGUGCGUCUGCUGCGACGCCUGGGCGAGACGCGCUGGCCAAGCCCGAUGGGGUCGCCGGAGGCGGUCCUGGCGCGCAGCCUACGUCUCAACCCAUCGAUGGAGCUAUGCCACCUCCCGCUGGUCCGCCUGCCAACUCGACCGAGUCGAAUAAUGCCUUUGAUCUCAACUCAGGCAGCAACAGCAGCGAGAACGGCGCCAAUGCCGGUACCAACCUCAACGGGGCUUCCAGCAUGGACAGCAGCAACAUGAACGGCGCUGCGGACGCAAAUAGCAGCGGCGGUGUCGGUGGCACGGGUGGGGCGGAAGAUUUCAGCAUGUUCGGAUUCGGCGGCUCGAUGAACGACAUCUUCGACUUUGAGCUCUCCACCGAUGGAGCGGGCGGAGGGGGUCUUGGAGGCGACGGAUGGGAUAGCAAUUUUGGCAGCCUGUUCGGAUCUGGGACAGGUGGUCAGGACGGAUCCUGA
Sporisorium graminicola is the source of this 3516-nucleotide messenger RNA. RefSeq lists its product as uncharacterized. The record is from RefSeq and is a predicted model, not a curated record. Gene Ontology annotation, molecular function: protein binding; transcription corepressor activity. NCBI's taxonomy places the organism in Eukaryota, Fungi, Basidiomycota, Ustilaginomycetes, Ustilaginales, Ustilaginaceae. The transcript has a single exon. Bases 1 to 3516 code for a protein of 1171 amino acids.